ACAUUCAAACUCCAAAGCUAUCUUUAAACCUAGGACAAGCAAGUAGCAUUUCAAAUGCAUCUUCAAACUCAGGUCAUAGAUGUGGUGAAGUUAUCACCUUAGGAUUGAAACGCCAGCGACUAGAUGAACCUGAUCCAGGAAUAAUAUCCCAACCAGGUCAAAAGACUCCUCUGGAUAUGGUGAAUGAGCUCUCAGAAAAUAUUGACAGGUUGUCACUAAAGGAUAUUCCAGAAUUUUCGACAAAACUGAAAAGUGUAAACAUGUAUCUCAAAAAUAUUCAAUUACACUUAGAAGAAAUAUCAAAAGGAUCUAUAGUAUUUCAUCUUUCUGUUUAUGAUCCAUAUGCAUUGAUAAAUCUGUGGGAAAUACAUUCAAGUAGGGAACUCAUCAAAGAUUUUUCAGGAUUAAUAGUCCCAGAAAAUCUCCAGGAUGAUUUUAUUAUAGCAUGGAAGACAGUAAUUGAGAGGGAAGAAUAUGAAUGUGCCCUUAGGAGGCUGAAGAAAAGAGUUCAAUAUGACACUUUUUAUGGCAUCAUAAGUGAUGACAUGGAAUGGGAAAGUCAGAUGGCAGUAGACCUAACACAUAGAAGACCAGAUUUAAAGUUUAAUAUCCUCAAACAUUGGAGGUUGUGCAAACCUGAAACUAUUAAUGAUUUAAUAGCAAAAAGCAGAAAAAUAAUCAUCGCAUUUUCACCAAAACCAUUGACUGAAUAUUCUAAGUAUGCUGCACACAGUGUUGUUGUAAAAAUGCUGGAAGCAAAAGCACUUGAUGAUGCUAAGAUAAUACCAGUCAAAAUUUCAGAAGGUUUUGUUGUACCUCCUGAGUUUGCAUCAUUUACUGUCAUCAAUGCCAGUGAAGAACACUUUGUUGAUAAACUUUUGCAAGUCUUUGACGAGUGUGAAGAGACAGAAAGUGUCGCACCCGAUGUGCCAUCCUUUAUAGCCAUUGAAGGAACAUCUGAACCACUUUCAAGUCAUGACCACAAGGUAGAACUGGUGGAAACAAGUGAAACAUCUGAAGGAAUACUUGAGGACUCAGAAGAUAGUGAUAAAGAACAUGAAACACAACUUGUAAAACCAAAAAUGGACAUUAGUAUAUUUUCAUGCUCAGGAUAUUCAAGUGAAGCAUCUGAAGGAAUACUUGAGGAAUCAGGAGAUAGUAAUAAAGAACAUGAAACACAACUUGUAAAACCAAAAAUGGACAUUAGUAUAUUUUCAAGCUCAGGAUAUUCAAGUGAAGUUCAGUAUGGUUCAUGCAUCAUAAGUGAUGACAUGGAAUGGGAGAGUCAGAUGGCGGUGGACUUAACUCAAAGAAGACCAGAGUUAAGGUUUGCUAUCCUCAAACAUUGGAAGUUGAGCAAACCUGAAACUAUUAAUGAUUUAAUAGCAAGAAGCAGGAAAGUAAUCAUUGCAUUUUCACCAAAACCUUUGACUGAAUAUUCUAAAUGUGCAGCACACAGUGUUGUAAAAAUGCUGGAAGCAAACAUUCUUGAUGAUGCUCAGAUAAUACCAAUCAAAAUUUCAGAAGAUUCUGUUGUACCUCCUGAGUUUGCAUCAUUUACUGUCAUCAAUGCCAGUGAAGAGAACUUUGUUGAUAAAAUUUUGCAAGGCUUAAUUGAGAGUGUGGGGACAGAAAGUGAAACACAUGAUGUACCAUCCUCUGCCACCUUUGAAGAUACAUCUGAACAGUUAUCAAGCGAUGAACAGAAGACACUGCUAGUGGGAUCAAGUGAAAAGACUCAAAAAAGUGAGACAUCUGAUUUACCAUCACCUGCCACCAUUGAAGUAAAACCUGAAAAAUUACCAACUGAUGAGCACAAGACACAGCUAGUGGGAUCAAGUGAAACAAUAAUGGAGACUCAGGAAAGUGACAUGCCUGAUGUGCCAUCCAUUAUGACCUUUAAAGGGUCAUCUGGAAAAUUGUCAAGUGAUGAAAUCAAGAUACAGCUAGAGGGAACAAGUGAAACUAUAACAGAGAUUCAAAAAAGUGACAUGCCUGAUGUGGCAUCCACUUUGAGCCAAGAAGGAACACCUGGAGAACUGUCAAGUGAUGAAUACAAGGCUGAGCUAGUGAGACUAAGUGAAAGUCAAUAUGACGUAAUAACUUCUGAAGACCCUGAUGUUGGAUUAUUUGGAAAAUCUAAAGUAAUUCCUAAGUAUCCUCCUGAACAACUUGAUGUUGGAUUAUCUGAAAUGAAAAAAUUAUCAAUAGACUCAUCAUCUAAAAUGCCGAAAGGAUAUUUUACAAGUCUUAAAUAUCCUAUUUUCGAGGAACCUGAAUUGGUUUAUAGUGACCUAAGAGGCUAUGUAGCAAAGAUGUUACACAGAAAAACGUUUUAUGGGAAGGAUGAAGGCUUGUUCAAAGAAAAAGAACGUAAAAAAGAAUAUUUCACUCAAUCACAAUCCAUUGGACCAAGUUUCAUUAAAUCAAGUCAAGAUAUGGAUGACAGUGAACCAUCAGUCGCACACGAGCUGCCGAGUAAAGGUACAAUUAAAUAUGAAAGUCACAUAGAAGACAUAUGUAAAUCACUAAGGAUGUUUAGUCAGGUCAUAUUCCCCCGUAAGAAGGUCAUAUGCCCCUGUAAGAAGGUAAUCUCAGAAUCAGAUGAUCAGAUCAUUCGACUGAUGAGUGGAAAAGUAAAUCGGAUGAUAAAGGAUUCAAAAACUGAAUUGAAACAAUCAUCUGAAGACAUUGGCAAAAUGUUUGCUCAUGUUUUAAUUGCUGUACAAGAUGAACAAAAUGUUUUAGAGGAAAUCCAUGAAUUAUGUACUAAUGAUAUUGUCAGUAGUUUAUCAACUGAAUGUAAGAAAUUAAAUUUCAAAUACGAUAUUACAAGGUACUACAAACGUAGUUUAAAAUCAAUUAAUAUAUCAUUUUUAAUUCAUCUGCUGUGUAGUGCACCAGCACUUGAGUUACUUCGUUUGAUAUGUUGUGAUAUAAAAGGUGUUAAUGUGAAUGAUAUUGCUGAUACAUUGUAUCAAGAAGGAGUUGUGUUGCAAUUAACAGAUCUUAAUAUCAGUGAAAAUAACCUCAAUGAAAUCAAAGGUUCCUCACUUGCCACUUUGCUUGCUGUAGCUCCUAAGCUGAAUGGUCUUAACAUGAUUAAUUGCCGUAUCCCAGGUGCUGUAAUGGAUGAUAUGGUUAAAGAGUGUUUUAGUAGGGGAGUUGUGUUGGAAUUAACAGAUCUUAAUAUCAGUGGAAAUAACCUCAUUGACAUCAAAGGUUCCUCACUUGCCACUUUGCUUGCUGUAGCUCCUAAUCUGAAUUAUCUUCGCAUGAGUAAUUGCAGUAUCCCAGGUGCUGUAAUGGAUGAUAUGGUUAAAGAGUGUUCUAGUAGGCGAGUUGUGUUGCAAUUAACAUGGCUUGAUAUCAGUGGAAAUAACCUCAAUGAAAUCAAAGGUUCCUCACUUGCCACUUUGCUUGCUGUAGCUCCUAAUCUGAAUUAUCUUGGCAUGAGUAAUUGCAGUAUCCCAGGUGCUGUAAUGGAUGAUAUGGUUAAAGAGUGUUCUAGUAGGCGAGUUAUACUUCAUAUAUAGUAGAAAAAUUAAUUGCAAUCAGGUAGCAAGUUUUGUAGAGGUGUUUAAUGCGUGUUUAAUUAAUUUGUAUUUUUAAUAUUUCUUAAAUACAUAAUACACAUGAUGCUAUUACAAGGAAGUUAUGGUUUUUAUAUUGAUACAAUUUUAUUUAUUGUUUUCUGAUUUGCAUUAUCAAGAAUGAUUACCAUUGGAUAAUAUCGGACAUGGCCUAGAACUAAAUUAAUCGGCAGCUGUAACUGAACAUAGAGUUAAGAUAUAAGGCAGUUUGAUAAUUUCUUGAGAGUUAAAAUACAGUAAUACAAUAAUUGUAUUCAUCAUCAUGUUUAGUUGUAAAUCAAACCAUUUAGUGGAAACCGUAAAAGUAGUAAUAUAAAAUAUGAUUUACAUAGCACAUAUAUCCACUUAAGAAGUGCUCAUGAUGCUAGAUAUGGAAACAUGGAAAAAAA
Molecule: messenger RNA, 3982 nt
Organism: Anneissia japonica
Lineage: Eukaryota; Metazoa; Echinodermata; Crinoidea; Comatulida; Comatulidae
Exons: 19
Molecular function (GO): protein binding
Source: RefSeq, a predicted model, not a curated record